GGGGCUCCAACACAUUUCGGUUGGGGGCAAUUUCAAUUGAAUCCAACGCACCCGAAUUCAAGACGAAUUCAAGAUGGAGCUCCAUAAUUCCAGUCCCCUCGCCACGUCUCUCUCUCUCUCUCUCUCUCUCUCUCUCUCUCUCUCUCUCUCUUCAUGGAGCCAUCGGAGAUAGAAUCCAUCAAGGCAGCAUCCAUUGAGGUUUCUCGUCAGUUCAAAACCUUAAUCAACGCCGAGGAUCUUGAAUCUCUCAAGCAGUUGCAGCAUCUCAUAUUGGGAAGGUUGCAGGAUGGUAAUGCUGUCUUAUCACACUUUAACGAGUACUCAGAGCAUUGUUUUGCAGAGGUUUCCAAUGAUUUCUCAAGAAAUACCCGUCUCUUAAAGUCGAUGAAAUCAGACCUAGACUACAUAUUUCAAAAGCUGAGGAGCAUGAAAGCAAAAGUUAUAGCAACCUAUCCAGAUGCGUUUCCAGAUGGUUCAACAAGAGAAGUGCUAGACCAAAGACCAGACCUGGAAAUGCCUCAGUAAUGCUAAUGCUAAGAGUUGCAGGAAUGUGAUCGUAACAUUCCUGGAUGGAGAUGAGGAAGAAUUCAAUGGCAAGUUUUGGACCACUCUCUCUUUCUACUCUUGCCUCUCAUGUCUGCCAGUAAAUUGUAUCAAUUGUUUAUGACAUGUAUUCAUUAUUCACCGAACAAAUUUUAUUUGGAGAGAUCUUCAUGGUAAAAUGAGUAAUUGAGAAGUGUAAACAUGGUUAUUUUGCUGUGUUGGAACUA
Molecule: messenger RNA, 770 nt
Organism: Malania oleifera
Lineage: Eukaryota; Viridiplantae; Streptophyta; Magnoliopsida; Santalales; Ximeniaceae
Product: kxDL motif-containing protein LO9-177
Exons: 3
Coding region: 154-525 (123 amino acids)
Biological process (GO): lysosome localization
Cellular component (GO): BORC complex
Source: RefSeq, a predicted model, not a curated record